Messenger RNA from Octopus bimaculoides (California two-spot octopus), 3711 nucleotides. RefSeq lists its product as uncharacterized. The record is from RefSeq and is a predicted model, not a curated record. Lineage: Eukaryota; Metazoa; Mollusca; Cephalopoda; Octopoda; Octopodidae.
CCUGUAUGUAUGGAUGGCCAUGCAUUUACUUAGCUUGACAUCUCUUCUUCUGCAUUUAAAUACUUAAUCCAGUAUUUAGUGGACAUACUUAUGCAUGAUACAUUGAUAAGUUUAAAGUGCCAGGUAGGGUCCACAUCAACAGAAAGGUAUCACGUAGGGUGUCCAUUUAUUUUGCUGAACUGCUAAGUUAUUCUCCUUAAGCCUAGUACUUAUUCUAUAUGUCCCUUUUGACGUAAACACAUUAACAUGGGUUGUCAAGCGAUGAUGGUGGUGGUGGUGGUGGGGGGGGCAAACACUGACACAAAGAUACACACACACAUAAAUAUAUACACAUAUACAGUAAGACACCUGUAACUGUCUCACUAUAACCUUUUCAUCAUCCAACACAAGAUCACCACCUCCAAUGUCUCCCCCCCUUUUGAAAGUUUUUUUUUUUUUGUCUUGCAAGUACUUGGUGAUCCUGUCAGUGCAGGUGUCACUUGAAAGCACCGGAAGGGCAUCCCUCUGUAAUAACCUUGCUAAAACUGACCUCGCUUAUGCCUGUGCCACAAAAAAAGCAUCAAGUCCACUCUACUGAGUGGUUGGUGUUAGGAAGGGCAUCCAGCUGUAAAAAUCCUGCCAAAACAGUCACAGAAGUCUGGUGCAAAUUAUUUUACUAAUGUAGUUUUGCUUUUUAACCAGUAUGUAUUCAGCAGUAACAAAACUCAAUGCAACAUAGCUACAUCAAGUAGCCCCACCACUACCACUCUAAAACCCUAACACCAAAGCUAAAACCAGUACAAACGCACGAACGAUGUCAUAAAUAAUAGUGACAAACGAAAUAUACAUCGCCGAUAGUUGUUGACAAACAACAACAGUAAUUUUAUUCAGCUGAAUACACGUCAUUGAUUGGUUGAAAUUACCGAAAUACGACAAUUUUAACGUGAAAUAACUUUGAAAAUAUAAACUUUUCUCAGCUAAAAAUUCUAAAAACGAAAAUAUAACCGUGUGGCUUUUGUCCAGAUCCCAUAUAACCAUUAGGAAUGGGUCCAUGGAUAAACGUAACGAAAUUAAAGACGAUGUAAGAAACUAAUGUUUGGACAUCCAACUAAUGUACUAAUAACGAUAGAAAGCCUUUAUUACUAUGUAAGAGCUAAUAAAUAUUUCGUAUCCAUUUGAAUCGAUAAGGGCACUAUCAUGCUAUUAGCUGUCAGAAGUGAAAGUGCUCACUGCUAGUGAAGUAUCUGUCUGUCUGCCUGAAUGCCUGUUGCUGGCCUGUCGAUUCUUUGGCUACUGACAGCUAAUACCAUGACUGGCCGGAGCGAGCUAUAUGUCUGUCUGUCUGUCUCUCUCUCUCUCUCUCUAUCUAUUACUCGAAAGUUAUUGGAACAAAUUUGACACCUAUAUCCAUGCGUUUGAAAACACAGAGUAUAAGGGUACUCGCGUCCGCGCUAGCUAGUCGUGAGUGGUCGAUCCUAUUAUUUUUAAACUUCAAACUUCAUUUGUUUUCUAUUUUGAUAAAUUCUCUCUGUUGAAAAUUAUAUUUUUAUAUUUUAAAUAAUUUGCAAUUUCAGGAAAUAUGUUUUUAUAUUAAAUUUGUGUUUUCUACUCACGACUAGCUAGCGCGGACGCGCGAACUUUCGAGUAAUAGAUAGAUAGAGAGAGAGAGACAGACAGACAUAUAGCUCGCUCCGGCCAGUCAUGGUAUUAGCUGUCAGUAGCCAAAGAAUCGACAGGCCAGCAACAGGCAGACAGGCAGACAGACAGAUACUUCACUAGCAGUGAGCACUUUCACUUCUGACAGCUAAUAGCAUGAUAGUGCCUCGAUAAGUAAUGUGAAAGCUGUGUUGCAACAAGUGCAAUUUCAGAGGUGACCGGUAAACAUUUUAGAGGUGACCAGUACAAAUUUUAGAGGUGACCUGUCACAGGAAAAAAAAUCACAAUUAAUUUAUGGUGGCCGGUAAUAAAAUCACAGGAAAAAAAGUCUGGAUUCAUUUUAGAAAGGAAGGUUGUGCUGCUGUUUGUCGUAGGUCGAACUGCUGCACAGACGCUCCCUUGUUGAUGUGUAAUUGUUAUUCUGAUAGAACAAAAGGAAUAAGUUUUGGCCACCACCUAACGAAAGAUGAACUUUCAAGACACUUUUUGAUUUAUCCAUGAGGUUUUCAAGUCUAAAAGUUGCCAACAGAGAGUUCGAUUACAACUUGUAGAAGAAUACCAUUUACAUUAAAGCUUCUGCUCCAUUCAUUCCUGGAUACUGCAUUUUCUUUUUCGUUUUGUGCAGCUUAAGUUUAUUCACAUUUAUUCAUGUCAAACUGAAAGGAAUUUGUCAACAAUAAAAUGCAUGCCACUUGGAGAUGUCCCAUCCAGCAACAGACAUUCAAAUGUUAAAAUAUAAAAUGUUUCAAUGCCACAUAUUUUGUACAUGUGUAAAUGCAGUCUUAAUGAACCAUAAUAUAUUAUACCUGCAGACAUUGCUCGACUUUUAAGAAUUCCUUGAGAAUUAACAUGGAAGACAUUAGUCACUCAGCCACUUCUAACACAACUGUUUUUAAUAAUAUUGAGUCAGUGACAGACAGCAGUGAGGAAGCUUUGUCUACUGAAACAGUUUCUAAACAAAGUAAAUUACACAAAGAUAUUUCUCAAUAUCGCUGUGAGAUUUGCGAGAAAACAUUCUCUUCAGAACGUGGAGUUUCCAUGCACAAAAAAGUACACAAUAUAGAAAAAACAUUUCAUUGUGAAAUAUGCAGAAAAUCAUUUAUUCACAAAUACCAUCUUGUAGUUCAUAAAAGAACCCACACUGGAGAAAAACCAUUCCAUUGUGACAUAUGUGGGAAAAGUUUUGUCUCUAACAGUUAUUUGACAACACACAAAAUUAUCCAUACUGGAAAGAAAUUGUUUCGCUGUGAAAUCUGUGGUAAAUCGUUUGUUGAUAACUGGAGAUUGAUUAUUCAUAUACGUAGUCACACAGGUGAAAAACCUUACAAGUGUGAAACAUGUGGCAAAUGUUUUGUUUCCAAUCGUAUUUUAACGAAACACAAAAUUAUACACAGUGGAGAAAAGUCAUAUCAUUGUGAAGUUUGUGACAAAUCAUUUAUUUUAAACACUAAUUUGAUAGCGCAUAGAAGAAUCCACACUGGAGAGAAACCGUUUCAGUGUGAAAUCUGUGGGAAGAGUUGCUCUUUUAAUUCAAAUCUUGUAGUCCACAAACGUAGUCACACUGGAGAGAAGCCAUAUUGUUGUGAAGUGUGCAGUAAGUCAUUUAGCACGAGUAGCGAUUUAAGAAGGCACAAUAGAAUACACACAGGGGACCUCUUACAUUGUGAAAUUUGUGGGAAAUCGUUUAUCACUAAAAGUAGAUUAAAAAUACACAUGAUUGUACACACGGGAGAAAAAUUGUUCCACUGUGAAAUUUGUGGGAAAUCGUUCUCUGUGAAUUCAAGUCUUGUUAUUCACGUACGUAGUCACACUGGAGAAAAGCCAUAUCAUUGUGACGUGUGCGGGAAGUCGUUUAUGGUCAACAGUGUCUUGACAAAGCACAAAAGGAUACAUACUGGAGAAAAUUUGUUUCACUGUGAAAUCUGUGGUAAAUCUGUCACUGAAAGAUCCAAGCUCGUUAUCCACAAACGUACUCACACUGGAGAAAAGCCUUAUGACUGUGAAAUCUGUGGUAAAUCUUUCUCUGUUAAUUCUCACCUUGCGGUUCACAAAAGGUUACACACUGGAGAGAACUAA